Salvelinus sp. IW2-2015 is the source of this 2021-nucleotide messenger RNA. Its product is annotated as early growth response protein 2b-like. The record is from RefSeq and is a predicted model, not a curated record. Gene Ontology annotation, biological process: regulation of transcription by RNA polymerase II. NCBI's taxonomy places the organism in Eukaryota, Metazoa, Chordata, Actinopteri, Salmoniformes, Salmonidae. Gene Ontology annotation, molecular function: RNA polymerase II cis-regulatory region sequence-specific DNA binding; DNA-binding transcription factor activity, RNA polymerase II-specific.
UUCAUUAUCAUAACAAUUUUAACUGCGAGGGUGGAAGCAAAGUGAAGUGGGAACAAUCCUAUUGUUUCUUUUUCCGUCAGUCAGAAGAGUAAGAAUCUAGUCGGUAACUUUGGUUGAUCAGACGUUAGGGGACUGCCACAGCAGAAGCAUCUCUCUCUCCAUCUAUCUGAGGCCCUGCUAUCACUGUCUCGGGGGCUAUUACAGGUGAUCGUUCGAGUGAAGAAAGGGACAAUUUCGAGUUGUCUUUCCAGAGCAACUUUACGCAGCCCCUUUACUCAGCUUGUUCGAUACAAGGACACCGGAAUCCCAGGGGCUUCAUUAAGUAGUUAGUGAUUUAACGACAGCAGCUUCCUCCCCGGUGUCUGCCUCGCCUGAACCACAGAACCUUUACGCAUGAACCGUGAGCUGCACCAUGGCGCAGAGUCAACACGAUAUAAACCACAUGUAUGCUCCAUCAUCUUACUCUUGUAGCAGGGAGAUGUACCAGGACCAAUCAACCUACCUGUCAACCUCGACCUGCCCCAUGUCCUACCCACAGCCGUCCCACUCCUACACGUCACCAAAGUCGACAGUGGACAGUGCGCUCUUAACCAUCAUGCCUGACUACAGCGGGUUCUACCAGCCAAAUUGCCAACGAGACAUCCAGGCUUUUCCUGACAGGAAAGGGUUACCAUAUUCACUUGACUCGCUGAGGCUUCCACCACCUCUGACACCUCUGAACACAAUAAGGAAUUUUACACUUGUGGGACCUGCGACAGAGGGCCCUUGUCAACCAAAUCCCUACAACACUCCAAAUUUACCCCUGAGGCCAAUACCGAGGCCGAGAAAGUAUCCAAACCGCUCGAGCAAAACGCCUGUCCAUGAGCGACCAUACCCUUGCCCGGCAGAGAGCUGCGACAGGAGGUUCUCUCGUUCGGACGAGCUGAGCAGACACAUCAGAAUCCACACAGGGCACAAACCCUUCCCAUGUCGGGUCUGCWUGCGCAGUUUCAGUCGCAGCGACCACCUCACUACGCACAUCCGCACACACACUGGAGAAAAACCAUUUUCUUGUGACCACUGUGGAAGAAAGUUCGCCAGGAGUGAUGAAAGAAGGAGACACACGAAAAUCCACUUAAGACAGAAAGAGAAAAAGUAAUCAUAAUCACCCUGGCAGAAUUGGUUUGAACAUUCAGCCACAAUGUUUCCAUGCAGUCCAAAAAUAAUUUUAUAACAUCCAAAUCACAUUCACACUGAAUUUAGCAGACAUAGUUAACUGGGGCGACUACUGAAUGUGGAUAUAAGGUGCUGAAUGAAUAACAUCCUAAAUGGACAGGGCUAUCACAUGUAUAUUAUUGAAGUUAGGCAUAGAGCCAGUUAGUCAUAACUGUAAAUGUGCACAAACACUAGUGCUCAAGAUAUAAAGUGUUUCAAUAGAGCAGGUUAGGAAACAGUCACAUACAUGCUGAAUAGCAGGCAAGGAGUAAGAUUCAACGCCAAUACUAAAGGGUAUCAGCCGGCAAGUAGCUUCUCUUUUGCCAGUGUUUAAAGAACAACUGAAAAAAAGAUGAUACCACAAUAGAUGAGACUGUGAUGGGCAUCCCUGCAUUUUAGCUGGAAAGGAGUGCAAUGACCAAUAUCACAGAGCCUAGAGGUCUGUUCUGUUCUGCUGAAUAUCAUCCCCGUUCUGAGAYUGGGGGCUUGACUCCCAUGUGUGCAAAAACUGGAAGCUUUGUACAGUGUCUGUCAAGAGAGACAAUUAACUGAAUUGAUUAACCUGCUGUUUGAUAACUUUUUUAAAUCUCCUGUUACUUGUUGGAUAAAGAUGACAGAGUAACAAACAAUUGAUGCCACUUAGCCUCUCAGCUGUAAGAUCAUUACAGAACGUAACAAAGUAGAAYAAUGUUGAUACUUUUAUUGUAUGUGUUUUUUACACACUGAGUAUUGAUAUUUAACUGACUUGAUGCUUCUUACAAUAAUGUGUUGUAGAAUAUGUAUUUUUGUCUUAUUUUGGUCCUUUGAAAGUAGGCUAUAGGCUAUUG